Molecule: messenger RNA, 1838 nt
Organism: Kockovaella imperatae
Lineage: Eukaryota; Fungi; Basidiomycota; Tremellomycetes; Tremellales; Cuniculitremaceae
Product: histidine phosphatase superfamily
Exons: 10
Coding region: 91-1830 (579 amino acids)
Molecular function (GO): acid phosphatase activity
Source: RefSeq, a predicted model, not a curated record
UCUACUCCGAGGCCCGAACCAGCGGGAAAUGUUGGCAUUCUUUGACAUUGCCUGCAACGGCUAUCUGUACCAAUCAGGCCAGCUGACAACAUGUCCCGCAUACCUGCCACAGCGGUCACUUCGUCGACUACGCCUCUGCUAUCCUCCGAUUCACCCAGACCGCCUUCUUCUCGACGUGUAGCUCCACCCAGUCAACCUCGUACGUCACCUUCGUCGGCUCUGCGCCCACCCAUCGAGCCGAAUGAGUCUUACGUUUCAUACGCUUCUAUCCCUCGAUCUAACACUCCACCGCCACGGUUCAUAUCUAGGUCUAGAUCGAGACUGGCAGCAGUCCGGCGCCGGCAAAGGACUCCGAUAGCUGCUUUCUUCCCUGCCUUCGUAACGAUUGUGUUACUCGGUUUUGCUUCGUUUGCAGCUUGGGACGUGAGCUCUGCUGGAAACUGCUGGAUCGAGCCUCUUUGCAGGAUCUUAGGGAGUGGAGAUAGGCUCGAGAAUGUGUGGUGGAGGAACAGUGGGGCUUAUGCGCCUUGGAAGAGUCUAGGUCCGGGUGGCGGUAAGCGAGGUCUGCCGAGAGGUUGCAAAGUCAACCAAGUCACUGUACUCCAGCGACAUGCCGCGAGGUAUCCGACGACUGAAGCUUCCAAAUGUCUGCUCCGAGCGCUGGGCAAAUUAGCCAAUCGAAAGACCAGGACACCGAGAAGACAUCACUCUGAGCUUGCCUUUCUCAGCGAUACAGAUCUCAGAUUGGAGGAUUGGAAGUUUGAUCAGCUCUUGGAUCAAGGUCGGCGACAAGCUUGGAGUGCCGGACGAGAGAUUGCAGCACUGUACGCUCAGUUUCUCGACACAAACCUCGAUCCUUUCACCCGGGCUUCCGGGUCAGGGAGGGUUGUGGAGACUGCUGGGUACUGGCUUGAAGGCUUUCGAGGCGAUGCAUUCAAGCUCAAACCUGUCGAUCAACUGCCCCAGGUCAAUCUCACAUUGCCCGAAGAACCUACAUUCAACAAUACAUUGUCCGUCAAGACAUGUCCAGCGUUCGCCAAUCAGUCCGCCCCGUCGUUACCCGAUCUGCUUAAUCUUCUACAACCGGCUCAAAGCAGGUUGAACGAUCUGCUCCGGCCACAACCACCACUCGAGCUGUCGGAAGUAAAGUGUCUGGCCGACAUGUGUCCUUAUGACAGUCAAAGAAGCGAGACUUGGGCAGCUUGGAGUCGGUGGUGCAGAGUCUUCACGCGGGAAGAAUGGGAAGCCAUUGGGUAUCUGAAAGACGUCGACAGGUACUAUGGGGUCGGGCCCGGAAAUGAUCUUGGGCCAACACUCGGAGCCGGCUGGACCAAUGAGCUCAUCGCUCGAUUGACUGAUUCUGCUCCGGUCGACUCGACGACCACCAAUAGUACACUGGACGCGGACGAGGCGUCCUUCCCGCGAGGAGGGAACAGGCUCUUUGUGGACUUUACGCACGACAACGAAAUGAUAGAAAUCAUGGCUGCCAUGGGUCUGGCCAGGCAACAUGGGAAUCUGCUCACUGACAAGCUUCCCGAUAAGAGAUCCUACAUGAUCUCUGAGCUUAUCCCCUUUGGCUCGCGAAUUGUCUUCGAACGGAUAGGAUGUCAAUUAGGCAAUUGGGAGCCUGAUCCAGAGGGAGGUCAACCAGAGGACGAGAGGAAGAAUUAUCUCAGGGUGUUCAUCAAUGACGCCUUGGACCCUCUUGACUCUCUCAUGUGCUCUCAAUCUGGAUUUUUCGAACACGGCAUGUGCGAAGUGGAUAUUUGGGUCGAUUCUCAGUCGUUUGCCCAGAAAACGGUGGACUGGAAUGUCUGCUAUGCGAAAUAGAUGUGGUC